GGCUGUCUUGGAUAGAAGAGAGAGCAAGGAGAGUGUGAGCUAGGACGCGCGUGCGCGCCUACAGUGUCACCUUGGGCGAGUGUGGGGGCACGCGCUCUCAAGUCCCGGGUGCAGUGGAGAUGGCGGCGGCGGCGGCGGCGACUCCUGGGGGCAGUGAGGUGGCUUUAAAGCCACGGACGUCCCCCAAGUCCGUCAAGUUCUUAUUCGGGGGUCUGGCUGGGAUGGGGGCCACGGUUUUUGUGCAGCCUCUAGACUUGGUGAAGAACCGAAUGCAGCUGAGUGGGGAAGGGGCCAAGACCCGGGAAUACAGGACUAGCUUCCACGCCCUCACCAGUAUCCUGAGGACUGAAGGGCUUCGAGGCAUCUACACAGGGCUGUCUGCUGGGCUCCUACGCCAGGCAACCUACACAACAACCCGACUUGGCAUUUACACUGUUCUUUUUGAGCGCCUGACUGGGGCAGAUGGGACACCCCCUGGAUUCUUGCUAAAGGCCCUGAUUGGCAUGACAGCAGGUGCCACAGGAGCCUUUGUGGGAACACCUGCUGAAGUUGCCCUGAUUCGUAUGACAGCUGAUGGUCGGAUGCCGUUGGAUCAGCGCAGAGGUUACAAGAAUGUUUUUGAUGCACUCUUGAGAAUUGCCAGGGAAGAGGGAGUCCCCACCCUUUGGAGGGGUUGUAUCCCUACUAUGGCUAGAGCUGUUGUUGUCAAUGCUGCCCAGCUUGCUUCCUAUUCACAAUCUAAACAGUUUCUCUUGGAUUCAGGUCACUUCUCUGACAACAUCUUCUGUCAUUUCUGCGCCAGUAUGAUCAGUGGACUGGUCACCACAGCAGCCUCUAUGCCUGUGGACAUUGUUAAAACCAGGAUUCAGAAUAUGCGAAUGAUCGAUGGGAAGCCAGAGUAUAAGAAUGGACUGGAUGUGCUGGUAAAGGUCAUUCGAUAUGAAGGAUUCUUCAGCCUCUGGAAGGGAUUCACACCAUACUAUGCUCGACUUGGCCCCCAUACUGUUCUCACCUUUAUCUUCCUGGAGCAGAUGAACAAAGCCUACAAGAAGCUCUUUCUCAGUGGUUGAGGAGCCCCAAGGGUGCCUGAGGACCAGGAGGACAUGACUCCCAGGAAUGGGAACCUGAGGGAUCACCUACACCCUUAUAAGCUUCAAUCUUCUCGACCCUUACCAUACAUUCACUUUCCCAAGGGGGUGUAUAGAUUCUGCCCCUCAGCCUCCCAUUCUAUUUAUUUCCCCCAACUCUUUCAUUUUUCCUCCCAUCCUAUUCCCACUCCCACCCCAACCCCUGGUGUGGUUUCUCCUGAUAUAAAGGACUUUGAUCUGUC
Molecule: messenger RNA, 1330 nt
Organism: Antechinus flavipes (yellow-footed antechinus)
Lineage: Eukaryota; Metazoa; Chordata; Mammalia; Dasyuromorphia; Dasyuridae
Gene: SLC25A11
Product: solute carrier family 25 member 11
Exons: 8
Coding region: 120-1070 (316 amino acids)
Biological process (GO): oxaloacetate transport; succinate transmembrane transport; thiosulfate transport
Cellular component (GO): mitochondrial membrane
Molecular function (GO): sulfate transmembrane transporter activity; antiporter activity; succinate transmembrane transporter activity
Source: RefSeq, a predicted model, not a curated record